AUGACACAUGGAGGUUCGGGCAGGGCGGGCACAGAGACCAGGCUUCCUGACUCCGCAUGGGCUUUCUCUCCGGUGACUCUGGGUGUCUGGACUUGGACCUGGGACCUCUUGCUACCGCAGGCCGGGAAGGGACAUCAGGUCCACCCCUGGCUCCUCACCACUUCCAAGUUGGCCCAGGCCAGAAUGAAACAAUUUUUGGAAGCCUCCAUGGCCGUGGAGGCUCCUGAACUUGGGGUGAUUUCCGGAAACCCUCUUGUGGGCCCCUUCCCUCAGCCCUGCCGAGGAAACAGGUGCUCUGCAGGUUGGCUGGCCUCAGACACCUGUGCCCUCAUGCGAAGGCCUCAGACCCCCUUGAAGCCAGGCCCUCAGGCUGGCUGA
This is a messenger RNA of Pipistrellus nathusii (Nathusius's pipistrelle), 378 nucleotides long. Lineage: Eukaryota; Metazoa; Chordata; Mammalia; Chiroptera; Vespertilionidae. The record is from the annotation of a GenBank genome assembly.